Messenger RNA from Lolium rigidum, 1154 nucleotides. RefSeq names its product dr1-associated corepressor-like. Gene Ontology annotation, biological process: regulation of DNA-templated transcription. Gene Ontology annotation, cellular component: nucleus. NCBI's taxonomy places the organism in Eukaryota, Viridiplantae, Streptophyta, Magnoliopsida, Poales, Poaceae. The record is from RefSeq and is a predicted model, not a curated record. Bases 43 to 888 code for a protein of 281 amino acids. Gene Ontology annotation, molecular function: protein heterodimerization activity. The transcript has 6 exons.
CUCCGACGCCGCCGGCGCCGCCGCCGCCCGCUCGACGCCGCCAUGAGGAAGAAGCUCGACACCCGCUUCCCCGCGCCUCGGAUUAAGAAGAUCAUGCAAGCAGAUGAAGAGGUUGGCAAGAUUGCUUUACCUGUACCUGUUCUAGUGUCCAAAGCACUGGAGCUGUUUUUGCAAGACUUGUGUGAUAGGACAUAUAAUAUUACAAUUAAAAAAACGGUCAAGACAGUGAGUUCAUCGCAUUUGAAAGAGUGCGUCCAUACUUAUGAGGUGUAUGAUUUCUUGAAGAAUGUAGUCGACAAAGUUCCAGAUUUAGGUGCACCUGAUGCAAGUCCAGAAGAUAAGCUUGGCAAAAGAAGGAAACAUGCUGAAGAUGAAAGUGAGGAGGAAUCGAAGCGGACAAGAAAUGAAGCAGCAAUCCAAACAAGCAAUGGCAGAGGGCGUGGGAGGGGACGAGGGAGAGGCCGCCGUGGUGGGCGUGUAGCAGAGAGGGGGACCGAAAACCAUGAUUUAGCUCAGGGCCAGUUUAGCAAGCCAGGAGGCCUAAAGGUAGAGAUUGGAGAUGGUUUGUCUGACACAACUGAAGCCAGGGAGCCAACCCCUUUGAGCAAUGCCAGGGUCUCCUUAAGGAACAUUGACUUGAACAUAGAUCUUACUGAGUAUGAGGAGGAUACAGUAGCGGUGCAGUUCCAGCCGUCGGCUCCUGUGACAGUCGCGGCUGCAGCUCCUGCAGGACCCUCAGUUUCCCCGGCUAAAGAAGAAGUGAAGACCAAGGAUUUCCUCGACUGGCAACUGCCUGAGAUGAGCAAGAUGACCAUGGACCCAAUCCAGUUUGCACUGUCAUCGAACCCUAGGUUAGAAGAGGAUGAGGACUAUGACAAUGAAGAAUGAUGACCUAGAAGCUAGCUCUGGAACUAGUUUGAGACGCUGAUAGGUAGACUUGACUAUUGUACAUCCUGGUAGUACCAGCUCAUCUCUGUAGCAACUCAACUGUAUCAUAUGUGUGCCAGCGGAGGCUGCAGAAGUAGUUUAGGAUGUAAUGAUCGCUCAAUAGCCAGUAGCUAGUGCUUUUGUAUCAACUGUCUGGACAAGGUUAAAGUUGUAAAUCCUGGUCGAUCUCCAGCUUAAUGCUAUAAGUUUCAGACUAUUGGUGCUUA